Anguilla rostrata (American eel) is the source of this 2674-nucleotide messenger RNA. RefSeq names its product NADPH oxidase 1 (gene nox1). Gene Ontology annotation, cellular component: plasma membrane; NADPH oxidase complex. The record is from RefSeq and is a predicted model, not a curated record. Gene Ontology annotation, biological process: defense response; superoxide anion generation. Lineage: Eukaryota; Metazoa; Chordata; Actinopteri; Anguilliformes; Anguillidae. Gene Ontology annotation, molecular function: superoxide-generating NAD(P)H oxidase activity. Bases 408 to 2114 code for a protein of 568 amino acids. The transcript is spliced from 13 exons.
UCAAGAAUUUAAUUACUAAUGUUACGUAAUGAACCAUAAUUUUACAUUCAUCCGUCCACCAAAAAACUUGCAAAAUAGUUCUGUCUUCCUGGUCUCUGCAUGAAUGCCACUCUUUGUUUGGGCCAUUGUAACUUCAGGAAUGGUAUGUUUUUUUCACAUUAGGAAUCAGUACGGUAUGUCGACACAGACUGCUUCUUUUGACAUUUUUGUAUUUUCUUCCUUGAGAGUUUUCGGAAUUACUCACAUGGGUUUGCCGCACCUGGAAACCGCCCCGCCAAUCGCAUCUUUAUUGUGUCGCUAGGAGGGGAUUGAACAGUUAGGCCGAAUGUGUAUAAAUACUCCGAUGAAGACGUUUAUCGCAGUUCACCGGCGUCGAAAGAGCUAAAUUGUGUCAACGUGGGGAUAAAAUGGGGAAUUGGAUUAUUAACAAUGGAUUGUCAGCACUCAUAUUGGUGGUGUGGAUGGGGAUAAAUAUAUUCCUGUUCGUCUACUUCUAUCUUUUCUAUGACCUGGGGGAGAGGUUUUACUACACGCGCCAUAUUCUAGGGGCUGCGCUUGCCUGGGCUCGAGCGCCCGCGGCCGUUCUCAACUUCAACUGCCUCCUGAUCCUGCUCCCAGUUUGCCGCAAUCUGCUCUCUCUUUUACGUGGUUCCUUCAUGUGCUGUGGGCGAUCAAUGAGAAAACAGCUGGAUAAAAAUCUCACUUUCCACAAAUUGGUGGCAUACAUGAUUGGCCUGAUGACAGCUGUGCACACCGUGGCCCAUUUGCUCAACAUGGAGUGGUUCAACAAGAGCAGACGGGGAGAGUACGACGAGCUGAGCACAGCCCUCUCUAGCCUGGGCGACGGCGGCGACGACGACGACGACGACCACGAGACCUACUUGAAUCCCAUUCGCUCCACCAACACCACACCCACCCAUGUGGUGUUUACCACCAUCGCUGGGGUCACAGGAGUCAUCAUCACCUUAGCGCUCAUCCUCAUAAUCACUUCCUCCAUGGAAGUCAUCCGCCGCAGCUACUUUGAGGUCUUCUGGUACACCCACCACCUCUUCAUCAUCUUCUUCGCGGGGCUAGUCAUCCAUGGAGCUGGGCGAAUUGUGAGAAGUCAAACUGUCACAGACCCACCACACAAUUACUCCUUCUGCAAAGACCGGGUAGAGGACUGGGGGAAGAUAAAGGAAUGUCCCAUUCCACAGUUUGCAGGAGGUUUCCCACAGACCUGGAUGUGGGUGAUCGGUCCCAUGAUCCUCUACCUUUGUGAGCGCAUCUUGCGCUUCAUCCGCUACAUGCAGACCGUCAGGUACAGGAAGAUUGUGAUCCGUCCGUCCAAGGUGCUGGAGCUCCAGCUGGUGAAGGCAGGUUUCAAGAUGGAGGUGGGCCAGUAUGUUUUCCUCAACUGCCCCUCCAUCUCCCAGCUGGAGUGGCACCCCUUUACCAUGACCUCUGCUCCUGAGGAGGACUUCUUCAGCGUGCACAUCCGAUCUGUGGGGGACUGGACCCAACAACUCAUCAGCAUGGUGGAACAGCUACCGGAGGGUGCCCAGGGACCUAAAAUGGCUGUGGACGGACCCUUUGGUACCGCCAGUGAGGACGUGUUUGACUAUGAGGUCAGCAUGCUGGUUGGUGCUGGCAUUGGCGUGACACCUUUUGCUUCCAUUCUGAAGUCCAUCUGGUACAAGUUCAAAGAGUCAAACCCAAAGUUGCGCACAAGAAAGAUCUACUUCUAUUGGUUGUGCAGAGAGACACAUGCCUUCGAGUGGUUUGCAGACCUUUUACAGGUGCUGGAGAAGGAAAUGGAGGAGAGAGGAAUGGGGAACUUCCUCACCUACAAACUCUUCCUCACUGGAUGGGACUACAGCCACACGGCUCAUGUCAUGGUUCACUUUGAUGAAGACAAGGACGUUGUGACGGGCCUCAAACAGAAGACCCACUAUGGGAGGCCUAACUGGGAUCGGGAAUUUGAACAGAUCGCCAAGGAGAACCCCACGUCGGUGGUUGGCACAUUCCUGUGUGGGCCCGAGGCACUGGCAAAGACCCUAGAGAAAAAAUGCAUCAAGUACUCAGAUGUGGAUCCUCGAAAAAUAAAGUUCUACUUCAACAAGGAGAAUUUCUGAGGACAGAAAAUUAGCAUAUUCAUCUUGAAGAACCUGCUCUUCUCUCUUUCAAAAUUACAUUUUGGGCAGUUGGUUGCACUACUUUAUCGACACACCCUAACCCGCAGCUCAACAGAUUCCGCUUGAAUAACUUUAGGUGCGGAGAUAUGAAUACCUUGUGAAUUUCUACUCCCAGGCGUUAAUGUGCUGAAGAGGGACCGGUGAAAGAUUAGGCCCGGGGCCUCCGUGUACAUCUCUUAAGAUUCUAACUGUCUAGACAUCACACACGGCAAGUUUGGCCCAAUCCUUCUUGCUUUGCCUUUGAACUCAGUUUCAGUGACCACAUGGCACAAAGUUUUCAGCUUUUAGGACAGAUUUAUGCUCUAGCUCUAUCAAUUAACCGAUGUAAUCAAUUUCAAAAUGAAUCAUUUGCCACAGUGCAAGGAGCACCUCAACUUGGCUUCACGAAAACCACAAGACUGCAAACAUUCCUGCAAAAUUCACAUUGAUAAAUACAUUACACACUUUGUUCAUUGGUUUUUUGUUCUUGUGAUUGUUUACAAAUUACAACUUUAAAACAA